CGGGUGGGUUCGCGCAGCAGCCACGGAGGUUCCAGCUUGUCAGCGCGAGGUGCUGCAGGUGUUCGGGCGAGGUUGGAGGCCGCAGAGCAUCCAGCAAAUCCUGGAGGCUUCCUGACCCAAUCAGCUGAAAAGGAGGCCCUACCCGCCGUUCCGAUUGUUGGAUUAAUGAAAUGCUUUCCUAAACAAUAAGAGGCUGAAGAUGGCUAGACAGAAUUUAGUGGCUUUGGCAGUAACCACCCUUCUGGGUGUGGCCAUGGGGGGAUUCGUCCUAUGGAAAGGCAUCCAGCGCCGACGGAGUAAGACCAGUCGAGUGAUGCCACCGCCGCCGCCACCGCCGCUGCCGCAGCAGCAAGUGCCAAACAGGGAAUGGCCCCCUCCAGAAGACAGCCAGCUGUCCUCUGGUGUCCUGAGAGGGCCCAGAGCCUCAUGGGAGGAGAGGAUACUCCAGGCAAAGGUGGUGAUGGUGUCUCAGGAGACAGAGUGGGAUCAAAUCCAGCCGUUACUUAGAAGAGAGUUGGAAAAUUUUCCAGUACUUGGAAUUGACUGUGAAUGGGUGAAUUUGGAAGGCAAAGCUAGUCCUCUGUCACUCCUACAAAUGGCUUUGCCCAGUGGUUUUUGUGCCUUGCUUCGCUUGCCCAAGCUGAUCCGUGGAGGCAAAACACUACCAAGAACACUUUUGGACAUACUGGCAGAUGGCACCAUUUUGAAAGUAGGAGUGGGAUGCUCAGAAGAUGCCAGCAAGCUUCUGCAGGAUUAUGGCCUCAUUGUCCGGGGAUGUCUGGACCUCCGGUAUCUAGCCAUGGAGCAGGGAAACAAUUUACUCUGUAAUGGGCUUAGCCUGAAAUCACUUGCUGAGACUAUUUUGAACUUUCCACUUGACAAGUCCCUUCUCCUUCGUUGCAGCAACUGGGAUGCUGAGAAUCUUACAGAAGACCAGGUGACUUAUGCUGCCAGAGAUGCGCAGAUUUCAGUGGUUCUCUUUCUCCGUCUUCUUGGAUACCCUUUUUCUAGAAGUUCCUCUGAGGAGGAAAAUGACGACCACAUCAGCUGGAUAGCAGUCUUGGAAAGAUACCGAGAUAUGGUGGACAUCCCGUUCCGGAGCAAAGCACUUAGCAGAUUGGGUGAAGAGGUUAAUGGGGAAGCACUAGAAUCUCAGCAGAAGCCAAGAAAUAAGAAGUCUAAGUGUGAUGGACUGGUACCAGGCAACCACCAAGGGAGAGACCCCAGGAAGCAUAAAAGAAAGCCCCUGGGGGUGGGCUAUUCUGCCAGAAAAUCACCUCUCUAUGACAACUGCUUUCUCCAAGCUCCUGAUGGACAGCCCCUCUGCACUUGUGAUCGGAGGAAAGCUCAGUGGUACUUGGACAAAGGCAUUGGAGAACUGGUGAGUGAAGAACCUUUUGUGGUCAGGCUACAGUUCGAACCCGCGGGAAGACCUGAAUCCCCAGGAGAUUAUUACUUGAUGGUUAAGGAGAACCUAUGUGUUGUAUGUGGCAAGACAGAUACUUACAUUCGGAAAAACAUAAUUCCACAUGAGUACCGCAAGCACUUCCCAAUUGAGAUGAAAGACCACAACUCCCAUGAUGUGUUGCUGCUCUGCACCUCCUGCCAUGCCAUCUCUAACUACUAUGACAACCAUCUGAAGCAGCAGCUGGCCAAGGAGUUCCAGGCCCCUAUAGGCUCAGAAGAAGGUUUACGCCUGCUGGAAGAUAUGGAGCGCAGGCAGGUGCGGUCUGGGGCCAGGGCCCUGCUCAAUGCAGAGAGUCUGCCUGCCCAUCGGAAAGACGAGCUGCUACAUGCACUUAAAGAGUUUUAUAACACAGAUAUUGUUACAGAGGAGAUGCUUCAAGAGGCUGCCAGCCUGGAGACCAGGAUAUACAAUGAAAGCUAUGUUCCUCAUGGGCUGAAGGUGGUACAGCGUCACACCGAGGGUGGGCUUCGGUCCCUCAUGCAGCUGGAGAGCCGUUGGCGGCAGCACUUCCUAGACUCCAUGCAGCCCAAGCACCUGCCCCAGCAGUGGUCUGUGGACCACAACCAUCAGAAGCUGCUCCGCAAGUAUGGAGAUGACCUCCCCAUCAAGCUGUCAUGAUCACUGCUUCCUGCAGGUCAGGACAGAUGGGAAGCUGGAGUCAAGAUCAAAGUUACCUCCUGUUUUAAUGUCAUUUAUGGUCACAGCCCAGGUGACACUGCUCAGAAUGCUAACCUCUGCCAAUCCCCGGGUGCUUCUGAUGGAGCAAGGCUGUUUUAAGUGGAGCUUAUCAUUUUGAAUUUUAGCUGAGCAGUUAGUAUUCUCUUCUCCCUCCUCUCUUCUUUUUGUGAGCAAGAGACGCUUCGGCUUUUAUUUUUACUCUCCCUCUUUGCUUUUCCUGCUAAGAGGGAAAAUGAAGACUUCUCCCUGAUGAGGUGACUUGUCAGGUGCUCAGAAGAUGUUUGUAAUAUGCUUCUUUCCCCUCUGUUGCAUUGCUUUAUCUUUCCCGAGGACUAGCCGGGGUUUCAGUCUCAUCAGCUUAGAAGGGUGAAAAUAAUUCUUUCAGAGAUUGAGAAAGUGGCCAAGGCGUCAGAGUCAUAUUUCCAGUUCAACCUCAUGAUUUUAAUUUCUCUUGCUCUCUCAUAAUUCAUCUGGUUGGGGUCCAUCCCAACUGGGUUACUUGAGUUUAUUUUACAUACUUGAAAACGUUCCCCUUUAUGCACAUAGGACCAAAGCAGCAGCCUCCUGCCAUGUGCUUCUCCCCUAACACUGGGGAAGUCCUGUUCUGGAAAUAAGUUUUCAGCUGGGUGGGAUGGACAAGCACACACACCCUUUCCCAGGAGAGCUUUGAUACAUUGCUCAGCUUUUCCUCAGGCCUAUUGUCUGUUUAUUAAGCAUGUUACUUGACCAGAACUAUAUGAUUUUCAGUUUUAUCUGUUUCUGAGGAUUAUCUUCUCAGAAUCAGUGUCUGCUUCCUUCAGGGCUCUGUUUCAUUAGAUUUGCAAUACUGACCUCUCUUUAAGCACUUAAUUCACUCCCAGAGCCAUUUGGCCAGGUCACAGUGUGAGGACUUCACCCUCCCUGGAGCCUGGGACACUGAGAUUAACUAACCCAUUAAAGGUUUGAAAGAGUAAUGUUUCAUCUUUCAAAAUGUUGAACUACUACUUUGAGAAUGAAAGCAGUUUAUUAGCAAUUAGCAUUUUUUUCUAAACUGUUAGGAAAACUUUCUUAUUUUACAAGAUCUUAAGCUUGAAAAGAAUUUUAUGGCCAGAAUCCAACAAGAGUUCUAUUUUGGAAUUGUUCUCAAGUUGGUUAUAAUUGAUCUGACAUUGAUAAAUAAAGCUACUUCAAAGCACA
This is a messenger RNA of Nannospalax galili (Upper Galilee mountains blind mole rat), 3322 nucleotides long. RefSeq names its product exonuclease 3'-5' domain containing 2 (gene Exd2). The coding region runs from base 200 to 2086 and encodes 628 amino acids. Gene Ontology annotation, biological process: nucleobase-containing compound metabolic process. Gene Ontology annotation, cellular component: cytoplasm; nucleus. The record is from RefSeq and is a predicted model, not a curated record. Gene Ontology annotation, molecular function: 3'-5' exonuclease activity; nucleic acid binding. Lineage: Eukaryota; Metazoa; Chordata; Mammalia; Rodentia; Spalacidae. The transcript has 10 exons.